Molecule: messenger RNA, 1545 nt
Organism: Hirundo rustica (Barn swallow)
Lineage: Eukaryota; Metazoa; Chordata; Aves; Passeriformes; Hirundinidae
Product: serine/threonine-protein kinase pim-1-like
Exons: 7
Coding region: 1-1545 (514 amino acids)
Biological process (GO): protein autophosphorylation; negative regulation of apoptotic process; regulation of mitotic cell cycle
Cellular component (GO): cytoplasm
Molecular function (GO): ATP binding; protein serine/threonine kinase activity
Source: RefSeq, a predicted model, not a curated record
AUGUUCCCAGAGUCUGGCCCAGAGGCUCACGGAGGAACCGAGGAGCCCCUGCGGCUCCCAGGCGCUCCAGACCUCGGGCCUCUCCUCGCAAGCGGCCACAUGCUCCCACGAGCCCCCUGGACUUGUCCUGCUGCUGCCGCCCCUGCGUGGCAGCAGGCCCAGGAGCUGCAGGAACUGAUGCUGCUGCACUGGGCUCGCAAAGGGACAUGUGUGCCGCUCUACACCAGGAUGUGGCAGGCCUUGUGGAAAGAACUGGAGAAGCUGAGGCUCAGCGAGACCCGUCUGCCUACAGAAGGUGCAGAGCCCGUGGACAGGUCUCCCAGCUCCCUUGGACUCACGGACUUCAACAGCAUGGGCACAACCCUGACCCUCAACAUGGCCAGGGAGAGCCCCGAAGUCCAAAUGGGAGCCCAGCCUGAUGCAGGGGAGCCUUCUCAGGAGCAGCUGGCGCAGCAGCAAGCGUCCGGGAGCCAGCAGCUGUCAUUCCACAGCUCCCAGGACGCUGUGCUGGCUGUGCCGGCUGUGCCAGCAGGCAACAGCCUGAGCCCGGUGGUGGAGAUGAUCCUUGAGACACCAAGGAGGAUCCUCCACCUCCAGGAAGCUGCCCCACAACAGCCCUGGACUACCUCCAAGGCCUCUCGAGGAGCAGGUGAGAUCUCCUCAGGAGCUGUCGUUUCUUCCCUUGGGGGGGUUCCUGGGCGCAAGGCUGAUGCCUCGGUCCUGGCUGCAGGGCAAAAGAAGGAGCUGCAGGACCUGUACCAGCGGGGCCGGCAGCUGGGGAGCGGCGGCUUUGGCACCGUUUUCUCGGGCAUCCGCCUCUCGGACGGGAGCCCGGUGGCCAUCAAACACGUGGCCCGGGAGAGUGUCCUGCAGUGGGUCGAGCUGCCUGACGGCACCCAUGUUCCGAUGGAGAUCGUGCUCAUGGAGAAGGUGCGCUCCGGCUGCUACAACAUCAUCCAGCUCCUCGACUGGUUCGAGCAGCCUGACGGCUUUGCUCUGGUGAUGGAGCGUCCGGAGCAGUCGCAGGAUCUCCUGGAAUUCCUGCUGGAGCGGGACGUCCUGUGCGAGGAGAUGGCACGCUGGAUUUUCUGCCAGGUGCUGGAGGCCGUGCGGCACUGCACCGCCUGCGGCGUCCUGCACCGGGACAUCAAGCUGGAGAACCUCCUCGUGGAGCCGGAGAGUGGCGACGUGAAGCUCAUCGACUUUGGUUGCGGCACCUUCCUCCAGGAGCAGGCCUACACGCAAUUUGCCGGAACACGCGUGUACAGCCCACCCGAGUGGAUCUGCCUUGGCUACUACCACGGCCAUGCAGCCACCGUCUGGUCCCUGGGCGUGCUGCUGUACGUCAUGGUGUGCGGGAGCCUCCCCUUCCAGGAGGACCGUGACAUCGUGUGGCAGCAGCUCUUCUUCACGCGGCAGCUCUCUCCAGAGUGCCAUCAUCUCAUCUGCUGGUGCUUGUCCAAGCACCCUGCGCAAAGGCCACAGCUGGAGCAGAUCUUGCUGCACCCUUGGGUGUGGGGCAAGCGUUUUGGAUGCCUUGCCUGA